UCCAGCCGAGCCGUAGAAGCUGCGGCACCGAUCGGAAGCGGCGCUCCUCCCUCCGCGAUGCGGUCGCUAUGGUAACCAGUCGCGGAUUCUGGAGAGUUUGUUAGCCCUAUAGUAGAAUCAGUGAACUUUCAUUGAGGUGGUGUGAGACAGUGCGCUACAUAGCAGAGAUAAAGAGUUGAAAAAUGGCAAAAAUAGAAACCGAAGAUCACAGAGUAUCACUUUCUCAAUCUUCUUUAUCACCCUUGAUGAAAGCUACAGAGAUAUCACAGCAAAGCAACACUGAAGACACUUUAAAUGGAUGUAUGAUGGAUCCAAUUUACAAAUAUAAUUCAAGUGACUUAAUGAGGGAAUUUAAGUCAUCCCAGGCAAAAGCAGUUAUUAAAACUACUGAAGAUUACUUGCAGCCUCAGUUUGGCCCCAACAGACUUUUGCAUUCAGCGGCAAUAUCAGAAGGGUCAGGACUUCAAGAUUGUUCCACACAUCAAACAGCAUCAGAUCACAGCCAUGAUGAAAAAUCAGACCUAGACAGCUACAAAUCAAACAGUAAAAACAAUUCUUGUUUUAUAUCAUCAUCCAAGAGAAACAGACCUGUCAGUGCUCCUGUGGGUCAACUGAGACUUAAGAAAAUCUCGUCUUUAAAAUCCCUGUCAGCCCAGAAUUGGCAUAAAUUGUCUCAAAGACACAAACUUCAACCAAGAGUGAUUAGAGCAACAGCUUACAAAAAUGGAUCUAGAACAGUCUUUGCCAAAGUUACUGUAUCAACCAUCACCUUGUUGCUGGAGGAGUGCACAGAAAAGCUGAAUCUGAACAUGGCCGCACGACGAGUGUUCUUGGCAGACGGCACAGAAGCCCUCGAACCUGAAGAUAUACCCCAUGAAGCCGACAUUUAUGUUUCUGCAGGAGAGCCCUUUUUAGAUCCAUUCAAAAAAAUUAAAGACCAUCUGUUGUUAAUGAAGAAAGUAACCUGGACUAUGAAUGGGCUGAUGCUUCCUACUGAUGUCAAAAGACAGAAAACCAAGGCUAUUCUUUCUACUAGAAUGAAGAAACUUACUGAGAAGACCUCAGUCCGAAUCCUGUUCUAUCAAAAUGGCAUGGGGAAAGAUGGGCAUGAGAUUACAGUGGGAAAGGAAACAAUGAAAAAGGUUUUAGAUACUUGUACCAUGAAAAUGAAUCUAAAUUCACCAGCCAGAUAUCUUUAUGAUUUGUAUGGUAGGAAAAUUAAAGAUGUUUCAAAAGUUCCUCUGCUUGAAAAAUGCCUGCAAAAUUCCAUCACACCUUUACGGGGACCAGUUUGGGUCUCUAAGGGAGAAGGUUUCAGCCCCUCAGGAGCUAAGAUGUACAUCCAAGAAGUUCUUUUGGCCCUGUACCAACGAUUAAAGUCUGCAAAAAAAUAUUAUAAACAGUUGAACCUAGCCAUGGAUGAAAAGAAAGAGAAAGUUACUGAAAAAGUCAUUCUUUCCAUGACAUCAAAGGAACACCAUAAGGCACAAGAAGAAGUGAGCAGGCUGAUUGAUGAAUUGCAGACAGCUAUCAAAUGUAACAGAGGUCAUCUCUCUAAACUUGGCCCCCAAUUACAGGCUGAGCAGGAGCAAUUCUCCUCUUAUGUCUACCAACACAUUAAGAGCCUUCCAGCAAACACUCUUAUCCCAGGAGGCUUGCAGCUCAAGAUAUUUGAAAAUGGUAAAGACACUGGAGAGAUCUCUCUUUGUAUCAGCAGAAAAGAUUUGGGGUCAAAUAAUCCAACUCAAACUGGAGAUAUGAUGGAAAGAUUACUUCUCAAGAUUCAUCAAAAGCUUCAAGAUUCUUCCAGCAGCACACCAGGCCUCAAUUUUUCUUCAGCCCGGCUUUAUGAUGAGCAUGGUCAAGAAAUUAAGAAUCCGCUUUUGCUGAAGAAUGAGCAAAAAAUUUGGGUCUCUUAUGGUAAAGCAUACAGAUCUCCACUAAACCCCAUUUUGGGUUUGACCUUUGACCAAGUGACUGCAUUUGCCAGACAUGGUAUUACAAUUGCAUAUAAAACCUUCUUGGAUCCUAAUGCUGUUCUGCUACCUGGAUGUGACAAUUGGGAAGUUUGUGAAGGAUUUCCAAUUAAUUUCAGCUGUACCAGUCAUCAAGUACCUGAUCAGUUUGAAAAGGUAGACUUGGAUAACCAUUUCCUACAGAACAAGGCGGAUCCAAAUAUUGUUCUUCUUGCGGAUGUUUCCAUCAGAAAGCGGAAUUCCUCAAGCAGUGAGGCAAGCAACAAAAGUCAGAUAGCGUCUUUGAACCUGUGGUCUUCAGCCAGUGUGUGGCUUAUCACAAAGACUGGAAUGAUCCUGAGCAGAGCGAUAACUCAGGGCUGCCUCGCUAUUGGUCAUCCAAUCAGAGUCAAGGCCACUGAGGGAACAUCACUAGAAGGAUAUAAAUUAAUCCUACAGAAAAGACAGAAAGGGAAGGAUUCUCAGAAGUGGGUGUUUGGAACCGAUGGCUGCAUUUAUUCUAAGGUUUAUCCUGAAUUUGUUCUGACCUACCUAGAGGAGCUAAACGUGCAAGUGGAUGUGACCCAGACAGAGUAUCACAUUCAUCAUGGUGCCUGGAACACAUCUCAUCAGGAACAUGGCAGCAGCCUAGCAGAAGAGGUUCUGCAAAAACGUGCCAGUAUCUUUGAUCUGAAGCAACUGCCAGAACCUUCAGAUACCCAUUUGAUGCCAGAAGAGUCUCUUGGGAAGACAGGGCAGCUGACAGUGGCGCUGGUGAAGAAACUAGAAGACAAACAUCCCAAGGCUUCUGCUCAGAGAUGGGCCAUAAAACAUGAAGGAACCAAUAAACCAGACCAGUGGAAACAUUCCAGGGUUGAAAAUCCUGUCUGGAACAAGCUUACCUACAUGUGGCCAGUCCUUCCCAGUGGCCAACUGAAUGAGGAUUUUGAUUGGCCAAUAGAAGGACUGCUUGUUCCAAACAGCCCUCCCAUGAAGAAACCUGUGUGUAAGACACCACGGCAAUAUGUCCCUGUGCGACUCAGAAUUUUGCGAAAUGGAGAUAAGAGCAAGAACAGAGCCCUUGUUAUAAUAGGUCCAGACAUCUCACCUAGACGGAAAAUGCAAACUGUUGACAUUGGAAAGAAAGAAAAUAUGAAAAACUACAUCACUAAAUAUUCAGAAACAGAAACAAACCAGACUGAAUUUCAUCAACUUUUAGAGAGGUGCACUGAAGUUCUGAAUUUACCUUCUGCAGCUCGGAGGUUGUUUAAUGAAAAAGGGAAGGAAAUCUUUGCCCUAAAAGACCUGCAAAGAGAUGACCUGGUGUAUGUUUCACGUGGAGAACCUUGGAUCAAUCCUCAUCUGUCCAUUGCUCAGCAGAAGCAGCAAAUCUUUCUGAGGAACCUAGCAUCAGACAUUUCUAAAAUUCAGACCUUCUGCAGUAUACGUAAUAUAGAGGCUCUUGUUUUAGAAAUCCAAAGUGACAUUGUGUCUGGGGCCAAGCUUGCUGUGCAUAAACCUGUAGCAAAUUUUGGAGAAGAACAAACGAUAGAAACAGAGGAAGAGCAAAUGCAAAAAAAUGUUCUGGCUACAGAUAAUGCUUCCAGUGAAACCCUAGACUCACAUGCAAGAGCCCACCUCCGAAUGAAGGCUUGUCACACACUUCUCAGGUAUGCCUGGCAGGAAGCUUCUCAUGACUUUGAUGAGGAUGACAGUCUUCCAGAGCAAAUGGAAGAAGAGUUCUUUGAACUUGUGGAAGCACCAAAGGAAUGCAGCCACUCACCAAAGCAGAGUAAAUUGCAGAAGUUUUGCUGCCAGCAGUUUGAAUACAGAGACGGACAAAUUAUUAGCCAUGCUGCUCCUCAGCUAGUCUUGGGGGUAGAAGGUCCCAAUCUGCGUUCAGGCAUGGAAGUGGUUUUGGUGGAGAAGAGAGCUGGUAAUAGUCACCAACACUGGAUACACAAGGAAGGUAGCAGGACCUUUCACCUGGUGAGUAACCCAGACCUCGUGCUGGCAGUGUCUCUGACCAAGGUUAGAGAUGAAGAUGAUGGCUAUCCAGUUAUUGUUCAGAAAUAUAAACCAUAUUACAAUGGGACUUCCAAUCAAAAGUGGAAUUACAUAGAAAAUAUGAAAACUUUUAUGGCCUUUCAUAGCACUACAUUAGAUAAGGAAAUCACAGCAGCAAAUUAUGCUGGUAUUUGUACAUCUUCUGUGAUUAAAGAAGAAAACAUUGAUCAACCAGGAUACUAUUAUCUCUUACCUACUGGAAAGAAAAAAAUGAUGUUAUGCUUGGCAUGUGGACGAUCCAUGAGAGCAGAGAACAGACUGAGACAGUUGCUGCCAGGUGUGCCAUUCCUGUGUGCUUCAGGCUCCAAGACACAGAGACCCUCCUCACGAGGGCCUUUCAAGGUCAUCAAUGUGGCUGAGGCUGACUUAUCUUCUCAUGAGGCUGAAAAAACCCGAAGUUAUUAUGAAGAGCGUCUAUUAUCUUUACGGAUGAAGACCUGCACGCAAGUUGUCUCUCGUGGUGGUUCGGCAGCCACGGCCCAGAAGGCAGUGAAAAUAAUUGCAUACAAAAAUGGAGAUGGAUAUCGAAAUGGGAAGUUAAUUGUGGCUGCAACGUUCCCCGUGCUUCUUACAGAAUGUACUGAACAACUUGGUCUAGCUAGAGCAGCCUCCAAAGUAUAUACCAAAGAUGGAACCUCAAUCCUUUCCUUGCGUGAUUUGGUUUUAUGGGCUCUAGAUGAAUAUUUUGGCCAGAGAAACUCCAAGGAACAAAAGAACGAUGCAGUCCCUAUUGGAACAAAAGAGACAGCUGUUGAAAGCAUGGAAGAAAACCUGAGAAUGAAAGUGAAAAGUACAUUAUCUCCAAAGUCUGGAACAUCUGAUAGUUUGGAGGGUAUAGAUAAGUCCCUGCUCACCCUUGUCCUCAGAAAUCCUGUUGCCAUCUGGGUAUCAUGUGGUGAACCAUUUCUAUCUCCAAAUACUUUGCAGAAAACAGAAAAGUUAGAAAAACAGAACUGGCUGAAAAAGGACAGAAUUUUGGCUGAUCUAGAUACCAUGAAACACAAAAUGAGACAGUUAAAAGGGCGCCGAGUAGCAGCAUGUCAGCCGGCCACCAUGGUUUCCAACAAAAGCCCUGUGCAGCCUGUGGUGGUGGAAGGAGGCUGGAUGGAGCAGACUCAAGAGGAAAUUAAACUCAUGGAGCUUAUAAGACAUACAGAGGCCCACCUUUCUGAAAUCCAGGAACUGCAAUCCAAGAGAAAUUCUCCAGUUGCAACUAAGGGUAUUGCUCACAAAAAGAGCAGCCUUUAUAAACAACCAAAUGCAAAACGAGUAUGGGUUUAUCUAAAUGGAGGCAGACCUGAAGAUGGCACUUAUGCCUGGGGCAAAACUAUUACCGAGCUGCUGGAUGACUGCUCUUCUCGUCUCAAAAUGCCCCAACCCGCCAGAACACUGUACACACCACACGGAGAGCUGAUUCAAUCAUGGGAUGACAUAGAGCGAGACAUGGUCAUCUGUGUGUCUGCAGGAGAUAGCUUUGUGACCCAAAAAGAGUUAAAGCAACUAAUGGACAUCAGAGCAAAUUAUGCCAGAAUCCGAAGGCUGCAGGACCCUCAAGCCACAGACAUCAUGGUGUCGCCGUCCACAAAGCUGCUAUCUCUGGUAUGUCGCCACAGUUAAUUCCUGUCAGAACCAUUAUAUUUCAUUCUGUAUUUCAUUGGGGUAGCUAUGCCUACAUUCUCAUGCACACACUAUAAUAUGAUGAUUAUUCAUCUUAAUUUUAUGCAGUCUCUUUUAAAAGUUA
This is a messenger RNA of Talpa occidentalis (Iberian mole), 5763 nucleotides long. RefSeq names its product doublecortin domain containing 1 (gene DCDC1). Lineage: Eukaryota; Metazoa; Chordata; Mammalia; Eulipotyphla; Talpidae. The coding region runs from base 183 to 5639 and encodes 1818 amino acids. The record is from RefSeq and is a predicted model, not a curated record. Gene Ontology annotation, molecular function: microtubule binding. Gene Ontology annotation, biological process: intracellular signal transduction; regulation of mitotic cytokinesis. The transcript is spliced from 39 exons.